AACCAUUCGAAAGCGUUAAGCAUGUCCGCUGUGUGAACUGGGCGCGUGGCCACUUAAUCGACAGUUUGGUUAGCCAGAUGGCAAGUGCUUGUCCGAUAGGUCCAAUCUUCGCUCUUGAACUGCUAAGACGCCCGGCCCGUCUGUGACAUUGCGGAGCGGCGUCGAUGUCCCCCGUUCCCGUCUACUCGAAUUCCGGCUCAGCGCCAAUCUGUAUGUGUGUGUGUGGGGGGGGUGGGUGGGGGGGGAGAUAUAGGGCCCGCUUAUGGCUCUCCUUCGACAUGAGUCACUUUGGGCAGCUGCGCUUCUACCGCGCACGCCUGGUCCUUGCCGGGGGCGAGGAGAGGGCGUUGGUGCCUCGUGCGUCUAUUGCGAGUCCCCGUUGGUCUCGCGAGGAGGCGCCGCCGCCGCACGGUUUUGUGGCCUACCGGUUCUCCGCUUCGCAGAAGGGAGCACGAAAAGCGUCGCUUGGCGGGAGGCCUGCCGCGCAUCUUGGCACCGCUGCGUUGUGUCGGCGCCGAGCCUUGGCGAUAACGUGGACGACCGAAGCGAGCCACAAUGACCGGCGCAGUGAAUGCCGCCCAGUGCACCGGGACCGCGAUUGCCUCAACGAAGCCACGUGUGUUUUCGUGGGAUAAGUGGGUGCUCCUAGCGAUGUUGUCGGCGGAUUGUCCCAUAUAUUGGUCUCGGGAGGAAACCAUGUGUUUGUAGCGGGAAGAGCAAGCUUGUCAAAAAUGGAUUUGUGUCGCCCUGGUAGAGCGUCAUGACUUACGACUCGGACGCCGGCAUCGAGACGGAUGAAGACGACUGCUUUGGUCUGGAUAGCCUGAGCAGUGCCAAUGUUCGAUCUGGCCAUGGCAUGACGACUGACCCAGCUUUGGUGUCCACACCAAGGCUGGAUGGCUACCGCUUUUCCAUGGUCAACUUGGAAGAAAGCCAAGAUGUGGAGCUGGAUGCAAUCCUGGGUGAGCUGUGUGCUCUGGAGACGCAGUUUGAGCGCGAAAUCAGCCAAAAGGGCCACCUUCUCAGCCGCCAUGCCAGCACGAGCCCAGUGCCACUCGUGGCGCCCUCUGUCACGGCAGCAUCCUCCGCUGUGAUUGGCCAGGUGUCACCUUUCAGCUCGGGCACCUCUAGCCAGCGUUCCUCCGGCCACAGCCGGUCCAGCUCUUCAAGUGGGGGUCGAACCAAGCUGGACUUUGGGCCCUUUCAGGAUGGAAUGGUGUCCACAAAUGGAGCCACUAGAACGGACAGCCCUGACAAUGACUCGGCUUUCUCGGACAAUGUCUCGAUGCUCUCCUCCGAGUCCUCAGCCUCGUCUGGUGGCGGAAACAAUGUCCUGCGAUCUAGUGCCGACAGCGGUCGCCUGCCCAAGGCCAACACAGCAGGCCUGGCACCCUGUCAGCUCUUAGAGGCCAUCAAUGCCAAGCUGAGGUCUAUUCAGGCAGGCAUUGAGCUGGACACCCCACCCCCAGCAGCGGGUACUUGGGCUGGCUUGCGUAGCUACGCCUGGAGAGCCACACAGAUCGAUUGGAGCAUGUGGGAGUCUCUCACAUGGGGAGAGAGGGCUCAUCGUGGCCUUCCGAGAUUGCAGAGGAGCUGCGUGUUAGGUCAUGCGUCACUUCCAGCAGAGCAAGCUGCACGUCUCAAGGCUGAAAAGAUUAAAAUAGCUUUGGAGAAAAUGAAGGAAGCCAGCGUGCAGAAGCUGUUCAUCAAGGCAUUCAGCGCGGACAACAGUGCCAAGAGCCUGCUGGUGGAUGAGCGCAUGAGUAUUGUUCAUGUGACCCGCCUGCUGGCUGACAAGAACCAUGUCCCUAUGGAUCCCAAGUGGGCCAUCCUUGAGAGCAUUCCACAGCUCUACAUGGAACGUGUUUUUGAAGACCAUGAGAACCUGGUGGAGAACCUUCUGCUAUGGACUCGUGACUCAUCUAACCGUAUUCUAUUUGUUGAGAGGGAAGAGAAGUACGACCUGUUUGUGAAGCCAGAGAGCUACUUGCUUGGUGGAAGUUCUUCGGAGCAUGGAGCUGAGCUGGAUGAUGAUGCCAAGUUGACAUUGAUUGACGAAUUCUUCAGCGGUUCAAGUGUCGGAGUGCCGGAGGUGGAGGGACUUCUCUACCUCAAGAGUGAUGGCAAGAAAGCCUGGAAGAAGCACUUCUGCCUCCUGCGGGCUUCGGGGCUCUACUAUUGCCCAAAGGGGAAAUCCAAGUUGCCAAAAGACUUGGUUUGUCUUACAACCUUUGAGAUGAACAACAUUUAUGUUGGUUUUGGAUGGAAGAAGAAGUACAAGGCACCAACAGAUUUCGGCUUUGCGAUCAAGCACCCACAAAUUCAAACAAAGUCAUCUAAGUACAUCAAGUACCUCUGUGCCGAGGACAAGCAGACCUUGCAGCGCUGGGUGACAGGAUGCAGAAUUGCAAAGUACGGCCGAAUAAUCAAAGAGAACUAUGACAACCUGAUGCGUGACAUUGUUGAAGAAGACCUGGAAACCCUGGCUCAUGCCCGUAGCUUUUCCAUCUGCUCUAUGGCCAAGACACUGGCAGCUGUGAGCCCCGACAGUGGAUCUCCAGAUCUCACCAGCCCAUCACAGGAGGAACCGUCAUCUGAGCGGCGAGGCAGUGCAGACUCUGACUCUGGCCUAACCAUCACGGCAAGUGACCUUGGCAACUCUUCUUCUGGUCUGGUGCUGCACUCUGCUGCACUGCGAAAGGAAUCGUCAAGCAGCAGUGGAGCGUCAUCUGACCGCACCGAUAGUGCCACACCGACAGACCAGCAGAUUGCCUUUUUUGAUGCCGAUGCUCCUAUUGGGACCAUCAAGAGAAAACCAUCAAUGACACCCAAAAUCCCCCUGACAAACACAACUCGCACACUUGCUAAGCAGUCAUCGGUCGAACUUCCUGACAGUUCUGGAAUUUAUGAUACUGUAGGAAGGAAGAGUGGUGCUCAUCUCACUGGGAGUCUUGGGAGAACAUCGGGAGGGCGAAUGAGCCUGCGCCGGUCACAGACCGAUGAGCGCAUUUCCACCUCUGCCUUGGGCACACUGUCAAGAAAUCGUCAGGGCAGUCUACCUCGUUCCAGUAACGCUCAUCGAACUUCUCCACCUUUGUCACCUGGCCACACAUUGCCCUCUCCUCCUCUGCGUAGCCCCGAGAAGGAGUCGCAGCAGCACUUUGUUCCACCACUUUUGUCAUUGCAACCAGCAGUCGAGCCGGAGGAGGGUACCCCCUCACCCGCCGCCCAGCUGUCGGCUGAAGUUCCCGGUACAAUGAACACUACACCCUCGUCUCCAGAUGAUUUCACCGGCAGUACACUGAGCCUCGAUUCAUUCCCACCACCACCACCACCUUUGCAGCUUGGUGAUGUUCUUAGCUGGCCAAGCACUUCAAGCUUGAACUCACUGCCACCGCCCCCCUCUGAAUUGGCAACACCUACAAAUAGCCCGCCCCCUGGUAGCACACAAACAACACCAACAAACAGCCCUCCGGCUGUUCCCCCAAAGCCACCGCGGUCCCCUCCAGGUGCAAACCUGUCGGUUCUGUGCCAUCCAUCGGACAGUGCUUGUAUCAUCUACGCAGAUCCACGACUCAUUGCCAAUGGCUACGAAACGCUGCGUAAACGACCCAGUGAAGACAUUAGUGGCAGCAGCUGUGAGCAGACUGACGUACUUAAAGGCGCACAUUCGGUGGGAAGAGAAAAUGCUACCAGGCACUUACCUUCUUCGAGUAGACAGCUUUGCAGCCGCAGUGAAUAUGAAGUUGUCGAGGCUUUGCAGAAAGUGGUUGCAGCACCGCCACCACCACCGCCACCUCCACCCCCACCGCCACCACCAAUGCAGCCACUUUUGCGAAAGAAGCCAGCGCCACCUAAACGCAGUGAAAGCACGCGACUCUCAUCACCUGCGCGGCGAUCAUUCUCAUCACCGGCUGGCCCGGGCCAGAUCGCUUGCCCACCAGAUGUGUUCUUGCGGGACUUGCAGCGUGUCAUGGAGAAAAAAUGGAAAGUGGCCCAGCAGCUGUCGUCCGAGCCGACUGCGACUCCACACGAGAUUCUCGGUUUCCGCGACCCCUGCUGCCUCCCGCCACCGGAUGGCAGCGCUGAUGAUGUGUCGUGUAGGCGCAAAAUUCCACCACCACCUCCACCAAAGCGCAGUGAUGCGACACAGCUGUCUAGAAAAGUCUGUUAGGCUUGGGGUGAUGAGAGCUGAGCUCUCGGGGUCAUGUGAACACUUGCCUGGCCGUUUCUCCUCUUUGAGCUGACAUGCAACACUUGUUGUACGUGACGGUGGCUGACUGAAAAAGGCUGUUUCGUCGCUUUCAUCUCUGGAAGACCUAUGCCACCCUCAUUUCAACGAGACAAUAUUGUGAAGAGUGCCUCUCAUACGUGGGUCUGACCUUGUGUGCUGAACGUGGCACUCACAGCGAGCAUUGCACAAGCAGUUGCAUGAGGCAAUAAGCGGUUGCAAUUUAGCAGGAGUGCUAUCUAUGUAAGAGCUCAUCACACGAAAGGCCGUGGUCAUAAUAACAGAGCUUGCUGUACCUUGUUGCCUGCACAUGGUGGUAGAUGGUGCAAAUUGGGCACUCGUCUAAAGCUGGCUUUGGCGGGACUGUUUAUUGUGCUAACUGCACCAGUGCCGAGGGCUGUGCUUGAUUUGCACUUUCGUAUGUUGUUGAAAGUUUGGUGUUGUCAGCACACAGCAGUCUUUCUGUUCUUCAUCAAUAUUGAAUGUGUUUAGGACCUCGAAGGCUCUAGAAAUAACCAUGAUAGUGUGACCUUUUGCCAGCUUGGAAAUACACAUAAAGGAAAGCACAGAUGCAGAAAGAUGCUUGUGCACUCUUCUCAUUACCAGGUGUCCAAUCAAGCAUCUGGAGCUUUUGGUUUUAAUUGUUUUGUUUUUAAGUAUUAGUAAUUACUGAGUGCACAGUCAACAUUUAGAAAUUAAUUUGUCAGCUUUAUUUUCAAUAGUACAUGCCUUAACAUUGAACCUUAAAUUAGUGUGAGGGAUAGUUAGUUAUAAGAUCGAGUGCUUGCAUCCUAACAACAAUGCUUCCAGAGGUGCUCACCAAAAGACCCCUCAUUUAAUUUUUUUUUUUUCCCCGAUGUUGCUGGAAGGGGUUGACAGAUAAAAAUGUUAAUUUUGCAUUUGCCAUGGAGUGGUCCUUCGGCCAACUCAUUUUGCAUCUAUACAAGAUAUGAGCCUGAUAAGGGAAGCCGAAGGAAAGUUAUCCGCAUUAAUUUGUAAUGCUAUUGCCACAUGAGAAAUAAAUAUGUAGAGAGUCCUCUAUGUGGUGGUGCAACCAGCAUGAUCAAAGAUCUACCACGAAUGGUCCACGUGAAGAAGCCUUGUCUGAGUGAUGUAUGUAUGUGUGCAAGUGUAAUUCAGUAUGCUGGCCAUGUCGUGUAGUGUGCAAGCACAUGGUCAAAGAUGCUGCUGCUGGUUCUCAAUGUCAGCUCUGGGGCUAUAGCUAACUUUAUGAUGCAACACUUGCAGCUAAAUUAGAUUCUCGCCUGUUUUAUCAGCUUAACUUGUUGCUUACACUUUUGGCAUUGUGCUCAUGCGUAGCUCUUGCCAUGUUCUACGUUUUUUUUAUUUUUUAUU
Molecule: messenger RNA, 5587 nt
Organism: Dermacentor silvarum
Lineage: Eukaryota; Metazoa; Arthropoda; Arachnida; Ixodida; Ixodidae
Gene: pico
Product: ras-associated and pleckstrin homology domains-containing protein 1
Exons: 15
Coding region: 761-4174 (1137 amino acids)
Biological process (GO): signal transduction
Source: RefSeq, a predicted model, not a curated record